AUGGAUGUGGACAAGAGGAUCAUUCCGAAAACUGCUCGAUACAAGAUGAGCUACGAUCUUCACAACAAGGUGUACCCAAAGUACCUUUCCACUGGCGACCCAGAACUCUUGCACGACGACACAGUUCGUCCCAAACCCACAAACCAGUGGAAAGGACCUUUUGUGAUUGAAGAAAUCAAUCGCUCCAAUAUCACGAUCAUUAACCUUGUAGGUCGCCCAGUGCGACAAGCAGUUCGUAUUACCCGUUUGAAAUUGUAUUCUCCUCGUUCGAUGCCACUUGAUGCUUCUACUACAAACACCACACCAUCAUUCGAACAAAAUAUAGAAGCACCGAGUAGCAUCGAACAACCAAUAAUACGACGGUCACGUCGCCUUCAGGAGAAACAGCAACGGCAAAGCUCAACAGACUAUUAUGAUUGA
This is a messenger RNA of Haemonchus placei, 420 nucleotides long. NCBI's taxonomy places the organism in Eukaryota, Metazoa, Nematoda, Chromadorea, Rhabditida, Trichostrongylidae. The record is from the annotation of a GenBank genome assembly.